Candidula unifasciata is the source of this 885-nucleotide messenger RNA. Lineage: Eukaryota; Metazoa; Mollusca; Gastropoda; Stylommatophora; Geomitridae. The record is from the annotation of a GenBank genome assembly.
AUGGCGCAUAGGUGCUUAACCUGCUCGCGCGAAAGGGUUCAUGUCUUUUGCCUUCUGAUGCAGUUUCUUCCAUCGUCUUCUUGUCUAAUUAAUCUAGUUAUAAAACGUUGCGGUGUCAUGGCUACACCAUUCAUUAUAGGAGGUCAAAGGUCUCGAAGAGGUCAGUGGCCUUGGCAAGCGUCACUACAGAUCGUGACCUCGACAACCCCUUGGCACCGAUGUGGCGGAGUACUCGUGCAUCCUAAAUGGAUUUUGACCGCCGCCCACUGCAUGGAAGGGCCAUUUUAUGGAGAGAUCAGCAAUUGGAGGGUUGUACUGGCAGACUAUAACCUGGAGACAGUGUCUGGGAGUGAGAUCUACAGGGACAUUGUCAGGGUUAUCAGUCACCCUGGCUACGUCCGGACCAGCAACUUCCCCAACGAUGUGGCCCUGCUGGAGUUAGACUCAGCCGUGGACAUGACCGCUGGAGAUGUGCAGACCGCUUGUAUGCCUGAGUCGGACUUUCCCCUUGUUCCCGGCAUGAAGUGUUGGAUCAGUGGUUGGGGCGAGACACGGGGCACCGGUGGAAAUGAGCACAUCAUGAAUGAAGUGACCGUUGAUGUGUUACCUCACGAUCAAUGCAAGUCCAUGUGGGGCAAGGUCAACAUUGAUGUCCUUGAAAGUCAAGUGUGUCUGGGUCAUGGUCAGACUGGAGCGUGCUAUGGGGAUUCAGGUGGCCCGCUGAUGUGCGAGAGUGAGGGUCGGUUCUAUGUAGCCGGAGUCAUGUCAUGGUUGAUCAACAACUGCUCCGCCAACAACUUCCCUAACGUCUUCACCAGACUGCCCAACUACACCGAGUGGCUCUACAAGGAACUAGACUACUUUGAGUGGAUGCGCUAUUUGUAA